CUUUUUUUUUCAACCAUAACUUCUCAUGUAUAAAUAACAAACCAAGAACCCAACAUUAUUCAUUCAUUCACCGGGGUUAAUGGCGCUCCGAAACGCCAUAACAAAGCGUCUCUACAAACACCUUCUUCCCUCAUCUCAAAAAUCAUUACCAAACUUUCACCACCACCUUUUCUCGUCUCCGGAGACAUCUUCUUCCACCACAGACUCCAUCUUCUUCCGAAAACAAACAAACCGAUCACCGAGGUUUAACCAGCCAGACUUCUUUUAUAUUCCUGUUGGAGAGAAGUUGAACAUCUCUGACUGUGAUCCCAUGACGAAGAAUGCACCAUUUGGUUCGGGUUCAGGUGGAUUGUCGGUGAGUGAUGCGAGGAAGAUGGUGAGGUGUUUACAGUUGCAGAAUGUGAGAUCUGCUGUGAAGAUGAUUCAGGCGAAUUCGAUUAGUUAUGCUGAAUUCGUUAACGUUUGUAUGGACACGUGUGGUAAUCGCGAUCAAGGGGUAGAGUUUGCGAAAGUGUUGGAUGUCUCCGGAGAUGUUAUUGUUUUGGGGAAUGUUGUGUUUCUCCGGCCCGAUCAGAUUGCAAAAUCAAUGGAGAGAGUAAUUUCACAAUCUAUGACAAUGCCAAACGACCCAUGGAAACAAGAACUUGAAGAACUAGAACGACAAAUGGCGUUGAUCGAUCAAAAAGCAAUAUCCCUAGUUCGAUGUGAGCUCUAUUGCGGGCUUGGAUUGUUAAUCCUACAAACAUUAGUGUUCAUGAGAUUAACAUUUUGGGAACUAAGUUGGGAUGUAAUGGAGCCAAUUUGCUUCUUUGUCACAUCUUUCCAUUUUGCACUUGCUUACAUGUUCUUCUUGAGGACAUCAAAAGAGCCAAGUUUUGAAGGUUAUUUCCGACAACGAUUCAGGGUGAAGCGAAGGAAGCUCAUGCGCACUCACAAAUUCGAUUACAAAAGAUACAACGAGCUUUGUAACUUUGUUUACCCGAAUUACCAAGGUAAACUUGUUUUUUGUAAUUAACAAAGAAGGUACUGAAAGCAGAGUCAAAGAAGGUGGAAAAGCACGCGAAAGCUUGUGAGUAUAAUCAGCAUGACUUUGUCCCCCUGGCGUUUGACACGUUCGGCUCCUUGGUGCCGGAGGCGGUUUGGUUCUUGGCUAGAGUUCAGCAUGUGGUCCACAACAACUUUUCGACCCCUCAGGGGCGAGGCUUUGUUUUUAGUAGAUUAGGGUUUUCUAUUCAGAAGGGGACGCAGUUUGUUGCAUGUCUACCUGCUAUCCUUAUGUAAUUUGCUCUGUUGAUAUAAUAAAUUGAUGGAGGAUCUUAUAUGUCAAAAAGAAUAUAAGGUGGUCAAA
Molecule: messenger RNA, 1348 nt
Organism: Helianthus annuus (common sunflower)
Lineage: Eukaryota; Viridiplantae; Streptophyta; Magnoliopsida; Asterales; Asteraceae
Product: calcium uniporter protein 4, mitochondrial
Exons: 2
Coding region: 80-1015 (311 amino acids)
Biological process (GO): mitochondrial calcium ion homeostasis; calcium import into the mitochondrion
Cellular component (GO): uniplex complex; mitochondrial inner membrane
Molecular function (GO): calcium channel activity; uniporter activity
Source: RefSeq, a predicted model, not a curated record